Penicillium bovifimosum is the source of this 2103-nucleotide messenger RNA. RefSeq lists its product as uncharacterized. Gene Ontology annotation, molecular function: tryptophan synthase activity. The record is from RefSeq and is a predicted model, not a curated record. Bases 1 to 2103 code for a protein of 700 amino acids. Gene Ontology annotation, cellular component: cytoplasm. Gene Ontology annotation, biological process: L-tryptophan biosynthetic process. NCBI's taxonomy places the organism in Eukaryota, Fungi, Ascomycota, Eurotiomycetes, Eurotiales, Aspergillaceae. The transcript has 3 exons.
AUGGAUCACCUCAAGAGGACAUUUGCACGAUGCCAAAAGGAAGGCCGCCCGGCACUGAUUACCUAUGUGACGGCCGGAUUUCCCCGAGUCGAUGAAACUCGGGACAUUCUCCUGGGCAUGGAAGCCGGAGGCGCUGACAUUAUCGAGCUCGGUUUGCCCUUUACCGACCCAAUCGCCGAUGGCCCGACCAUCCAAAAAUCCAACUUGGUGGCGCUGCAAAACGGCGUUACCAUCUCGUCCAUGUUGGAUACGGUCCAUGAUGCCCGCCAACAUGGCCUGAAAGCACCCAUCAUUCUCAUGGGAUAUUACAACCCCAUCCUAAGCUACGGUGAAUCCAAGCUCUUCGCGGAUUGCAAGGAAGCCGGAGUCAAUGGUUUCAUCCUUGUCGAUCUGCCUUUGAAGGAGGCAGUCCGAUUCCGCGAGGGCUGUGUCAAAACAGGUCUCUCCUACGUGCCACUCAUUGCACCCUCCACCACUGAGGAGCGCAUGAAGACCCUCUGCGAGAUCGCUGAUUCUUUUAUCUACCUUGUUUCUCGCAUGGGCGUGACCGGCGCCACUGGUACUUUGAACACUGAGCUUCCUGCUCUCAUCAAGCACGUUAAGGAGCUGUCGGGCAACGUUCCUGUGGCCGUAGGAUUUGGCAUUAGCACACGGGAGCAUUUCUUGAGCGUCACUUCCAUCGCUGACGGUGGGGUCAUUGGAAGUCAGAUAAUCAAUGUGCUAAAUAGUGCCCGAACUGGUGAGGCCGCGAGUGCAGUCAAGGACUACUGCUUCAAAAUUACACACCGAAAGGUUGCUCAUGAUGACUCAAUUGCUGCAGAUGUGCAGGCUCCGGAGACCAGUGUGCCCUGCCCGGUUGCCCGGGAAGAGGCGGUUGCCCAGGAAGAGACAGCUACUCUUGUCGAUGGUUUGGGACGAUUUGGAGACUUCGGUGGCCAGUAUGCUCCAGAGGCUUUGACAACCUGUUUGGAUGAACUGAACGCCGGGUUUGAAGCGGUGCGAAAUGAUCCAACCUUCUGGGCAGAGUUCAAGUCCCACUACCCUUACAUGGGUAGGCCAUCUAGUCUGCAUCUAGCUCCGCGACUCACCGAGCACGUGGGCGGGGCCAACAUUUGGCUCAAGCGCGAAGAUUUGAAUCACACGGGAUCUCACAAGAUCAACAAUGCUUUGGGCCAGAUUCUUCUCGCUCGUCGACUCGGUAAGACUGAGAUCAUCGCCGAGACCGGCGCAGGCCAACAUGGAGUGGCUACAGCUACUGUCUGCGCAAAAUUCGGAAUGAAAUGCACUAUCUACAUGGGUGCGGAGGAUGUUCGUCGGCAGGCAUUGAAUGUUUUCCGGAUUCGCUUGCUGGGUGCUACCGUUGUCCCUGUCGAGUCCGGAUCGCGUACACUCCGAGACGCUGUGAACGAAGCUUUCCGUGCCUGGAUUGCCCGCCUAGACACCACGCAUUACAUUAUCGGCUCGGCCAUUGGUCCUCAUCCAUACCCGACAAUGGUUCGCACGUUCCAAAGUGUGAUCGGAAAUGAGACCAAGGCCCAGAUGCGUGAGUUGGGUAAGACCCCUGAUGCCGUGGUCGCAUGCGUGGGAGGUGGCUCGAACGCCACGGGGAUGUUUUACCCCUUCUCUGACGACGCUUCUGUUCAACUAGUUGGUGUCGAAGCUAGUGGGGAUGGUCUGGACACGGCACGCCAUUCCGCCACUCUCACUGCCGGUACAAUCGGCGUUCUGCACGGAGUUCGGACCUAUGUCCUGCAAGAUAGACAUGGUCAGAUCUCGAACACCCAUUCCGUCUCCGCAGGUCUUGAUUACCCAGGCGUAGGCCCGGAAUUGGCUCACUGGAAGGACAGUAAUCGAGCUACAUUCAUCUCGGCCACCGAUGCCCAGGCUUUUGAGGGCUUCCGACUGCUGAGCCAGUUCGAAGGGAUCAUUCCCGCACUGGAGACCUCCCAUGCCGUUUGGGGGGCUAUCGAGACUGCCAAGAAGCUGGGACCAGGCAAGGAUCUCGUCUUGUGCGUUUCUGGUCGCGGCGACAAGGAUGUCCAGAGCGUCGCUGACGGUUUGCCCACCCUGGGCCCUCGCAUCGGUUGGGACCUGCGUUUCUAA